This is a messenger RNA of Miniopterus natalensis, 1687 nucleotides long. NCBI's taxonomy places the organism in Eukaryota, Metazoa, Chordata, Mammalia, Chiroptera, Miniopteridae. The record is from RefSeq and is a predicted model, not a curated record.
AUGCUGCUGUUCUGGGGGUCACUGCUAUGCUGGGGACUACUGUCCCAAGCCCAAGGAGAGGCCCAGCACACGCUCUUCCUGAGGAUCAGCAAGAACCAGCUGGAAAGAGACAUUUCGGACUUGUUCUCGGAACACCACAUUCUGGACCGCAUGGCCCGGAUACCUGUGACGGGCGCCAGAAGCAAAGGUGUCCCCAUCCUGGACCACCUACCCUUCGUAAAGAAAGGCCUCUCCAAAAAGAGCAGUGGGCUUGAUCUGUCGCUGGUUGGGGACCUGCUCUCAGGGAAGAGCCUCCCACUGCUAGCACAGCUGCUCCGGGCAGGCGGGUUGGUCAUAGAAGACGCCAAAGGACCCGAGGUCACCCUGCAAGUCCUGAGCGACAGCCUGCUGCAGGUCACAUUGCGGAGCAAACUGUACCUGUCGCUACAGAGGAUCCUGCGGCUCCAAGUGAUCAAGAACAUCCGCAUCGGGGUACGGCUGGCACAGGCGGGGAACAAGACCAAGCUGGCCUUUGAGGAGUGCCAUACUGCACUAGGAUUCCUGAGCACCAAGGUUCUGGAACGGACGGACCCCCUCCUGGUGAAUGAAGCUCUGACGAUGGUGACAGGUGUCCUGGACAAGGCAUUGCCCUUCCUCCUGCAGAAGAUAGUGUGCCCCGUGGCCAGGGCCCUGGUCAGCCCACUGCUAGAGGGCCUGCUGCACAUCAUUCUGCCCCCGACCAUCUCAGGCCCGGGAGACUUCCAAUACUAUGUCACCACCACGGAGUUCACAGAGGAGGCCAUCCUGAUGAAAGUCCAGCUUGUGACUCCCUGUGGCCCAGGCCAGAGAGCCCCAAGGUUUGACCUCCUGGCCCCCCAGCACCUCCCAAACUUAGCCCAAGGCAGCAUGGCAGACCUGGCCUUUUGGCUGGAAGCCUACAAUGACAUCUUGUCCUGCCUCUACACCAGCAAGGACAUCUGCGUGGACCCCCAGGACUCCACGGCUACCGACCUCAUUCAGCUGUUGUCACUGAGAGAAUUGGAGCCCAGGCCCAAGGCUUCGACACAGCCCCGAAGAAGAAUGGGACUGACCAUCAGCACCCCUGCCCCUCCCACUGUCCGUCUUGACCGUCACACAGCCACAGUCAUCCAGCCAGGCUCCAUAGUGCUGCUGAGGCCCAGUAACACCUCCUCUGUCUCAGUAUCCUGGAAACUCCUUUCAAAGGCUGUGUUUUCCUCAAGAAAUCGGAAAUUAAAACUACAGUUCACUCCAAACAGCACCAUGGUCACCCUGGGCCCUUACCCCGCUGACCUUGCAAAGCAGGAAGAAGGUCUGAGGGCCCUUGUCUCGGAGCUCCUGAAGAGGGCGUUCUUGCCCCACCACAACAAGUUGCUCGGUGAGCAACACCUCCCACUGCCCAGCAUCAAGGGCAUCUCCUUCAACCAAGCCCGAAUGGCACCCUCUGAGGUAAAUGCUGGCUGGGUAAAGAAGCUUCCCGAGACAUGCAUGGUCAGAGCUAGAAGGGCCUUAGCAUCCUAGAGAGGCCUUUGUCCCUGUCCUGCUGAGGGAGGAGCUGAGGCCUGGACAGAGGAGGCACUCCAUACGGUGAGCCCUCCACCUCCCUUAUCUCACCAUCUCCUCGCAGCCAUCCUGGAGGUGAUGCCCCGUUUACAGAUGAGAAAACUGAGGCCUCCGGGGCUAUGUGAAU